Messenger RNA from Alternaria burnsii, 2256 nucleotides. RefSeq lists its product as uncharacterized. Lineage: Eukaryota; Fungi; Ascomycota; Dothideomycetes; Pleosporales; Pleosporaceae. The record is from RefSeq and is a predicted model, not a curated record. The transcript has 4 exons. The coding region runs from base 1 to 2256 and encodes 751 amino acids.
AUGAACGUCCUCAAAAACGUCGUUGGCCUUUUCAGUUCGCCUGCGAAGAUAGCACUAGCCAAACCCUCUUCAGCAAAGAAACGCGACUAUGAAGAAGUGUUUACUAUCAAGUCCACAAGGAAAAGGAGUCGAUCUUCAUAUGAUCCAACCGAGUACCAGCGCGCUGUUUACGGUACUGGGAAGAAGAACAUAAAAGAGAGAAUGAAGAAGAAGAAGAAGAAGAAGAAGAAGAAGAAGAAGAAGAAGAAGAAGAAGAAGAAGAAGAAGAAGAAGAAGAAGAAGAAGAAGAAGAAGAAGAAGAAGAGAGAAAUCAGGCGCAAGAACAACUACUCCAGGAACAACUACGCCACGUCCGCCCCACCGCCACUUCCAGAUCUGUCCACAGACAUACCCACGCCGUUCCAUCUGUACCCCAUCCCAAACCGGGCAGCGUGGGAAGCAUUGCGCUCGAUGCUGCACCCUGACAGUGAGGUCAAAAGGAAGAAGCUCGCAACUAUAGCGCAAACAAGAGCGAAGAACAACGCGAUUUUGGCACAGGCUCAGGCGGAAGGAUAUAUGCAGGUACAAAGAGAAAAGACCACAAGAGUAACGACUGCUAGACCGAGGAUGCAAAUGGAUCAUGCACCUGUUACCAGAACCCCAAGUGCAACCACAGGUCUCACAUGCGUGGAAGAUGGAGAUGAGAGCUCGAGCGAACAAGUGUCAACAAUGCAGCAGGAGCUGAACAAAGACGUGAAAAACGACUGGACGAUUACUAAACAGCACUACCACAGCUCACCCGCAACGCCUCAACGCCACUUCUCCCCCGUCCACCAAGAACCCACCAGUAGUAGCACCAACAAUACCUCCAAGCUGGCCAGUAACCGCAUAUCCCACCCAACCGCCUGGCCCACUCUAUCCCCAUCUCAAAAAUGGUCUACAGAUCCUAACCUUCACGCUCGCCAACUCCAACGCAACCCCCAGCUCAUUCUUGCCCAGCUCCCCAACGAACCAGCCUACGCUUUCCGCGACACAGAGCUGCGCGACACCAUCUGGGCGCUCAUGCACAGGAUCGAAGAUUUCGCCAAGACCUUUUUCCCACAGGAGCAGCAGCGGCGUGGCGCGCACGCUUCAUCCCCUCUUGAAGACGGCGACGGCGCCAAUAACAAUGAGGAUGAUAGGGUGGAGAUGGUGUUAGAUGAACGUUUCUAUUCGGGGCUGAGUCCGGAGACGGCGAGGGUGAUUGCUUGUAUAGCGUCCGGUGGACCUGGUGGGGUAUCCGGGUGGCAUGAUUUGUUUUUGAACAGGGAGAAGAUGCAGGCGCUUGUGUGCGGACUUAUUGGUAACGUGGUUUCGGAGCAAGUUCUGCAGCAUGGAUUUUUCGGGGGCACAGAGGAAGGCGUGCAGCGAGUGAGGGAGGUUGAGAAGGAUAUGCGGGAUUCUGAUGGAUUUGAUCGUAAGAUCAAGUACGCAGCUGUGAUCCGAUCGUACUUACCGACGCCGAUUACCUUGCCAGCCAAUUUUAACGCCCACGUCAAUAUCAUCGUUGGCGCGCUGUAUACGCAUCUCUCGCCCCUCCUGGCCCUCGUUACUCCAGAUGAUACACCAACGCUAUCAAUACUCUUCCCGCACCUCCAGACUCUCGUCGUCAGCGCCGGUCUUCUGAGUCUACAUAUGUCUCUCUCCCCUCACACAAUCUACCACCACGUCCCGCUUCUCAAAGAAGAUAUGUACGUUUCCUCUUCGAUGGAGUGUUUUAACGAACGCGCCAUGCGGUUGAGUAAUAUGCGUACAUCGCUGUCUUGUUUGUCUUCCCUCUCCUCUUCCCCUUCCUCCUUCAGACCGACGCAAGAGGACUUACAACGAGAAACAGUCAGAAGAAACACAUUAAGUGAAACCGAGAAACGUCGAACAGGCGGCGAUGUCCCUCUAGUACAAAUUGCGUGUAUGGAGGGCAUCACUGCGUAUAGGCGAGGAGGCUGGGAGAAGAAUAAAACUGGCAGUAACGAGAACCCGGUUUUCGAAAAGAGCGAGUAUCGAAACAUGGGUAUACGCGCGCGUAUCCUAACCCACGGCUGGGCAUAUUGUCGCUGGGGUCGUGCGCGUAGCAGUAGUGACAGUACGCAGAACCCAGCUUUCCGAGACAAUGAAGAUACUGGUCGGAAGAUCCACGGUGAUGUGUGGAGGGACGGCGGCUUUGUGAACUUUUCCGAUGUUGAAGGGGUGGUGGAUUGGCCAGGGUAUGGGGAAGGAGAAGAAGAGGUUGCUGAGAAUUAA